AAGAUGUGGGAUGGUUACACGAGUAAAAGGUUUCUGGAAGACGCGGCCCUAUUUUGUUUUCGUAUUAGUCAUCUAAUGAUAGAGAAAUGCCAGUGCUGUGAACCAUCUUGAGUGGUGGGAGUCGUAGUGUUUUCUUUCGAGACACCAGGAAGUGAUCAGAGACCAUAUUUGGCACUGGAAUGUCAAGUUAGACUGAAGAUGCUGAUGAUGAGCUGAGAUUUCACUUCGUUCAGUUCAGUGAUGUUGUCAUUUGCUGCCUUCGUGAUCUUAUCCAUACGAACGCCAGUGUUCUUGAGAGCUUUUCCCCCCACUGAAUCGCAUCAAUCAACGUCUUUAUUUGGAAUAACAACCCAAUAACAAGGCCGUCUGAACUGCAGUUUAUUGAAGCGAGUCACAACACUGACUGAUUGAACUCUUUCUGUGCUAAGCAGAAAAGAAAAUCAUGUCUUUCUUUGUGACGUUGGUCAGUGACAAUCUAGUGACCAUUGCCAUAUUCCUCCUGGUUCUGCUGCUGGCAAGGAGACUCCGCCCACGACCUGGACUGCCCCCUGGUCCCAGGGGUUGGCCGUUUGUUGGGAAUCUCUUCUUACUUAUGAAACCUGAUAAGAGAGAGGUGUUCAGAAAACUACGACAAAAAUAUGGGGAUCUGGUCAGUCUCUCGGUGGGUGGUCAGCCCAUUCUGCUGGUCAACGGAGUCGAUAAACUGCACGAGGUCUUUGUUGAUCACGGAAAAGAAUUUGACAAACGACCUCAGGUCUUCACCGUCUUGAAAGUGGGACAAGGCAAAGCUGUUGUGCACUCAUCAGGACAUGUGUGGAAGGAACACAGAGGGUUUGUCCUCAGCAACAUGAAAGAACUUGGAAUUGGAAAAACGACAUUCCAACAAAAUGUCGUUGAGGAAAUCAAACCGUUUUUGGACGUCCUCGACUCUACCAAAGGAGAUGAUUUCGACCCGCGUUUCUGCGUGCAAACAGCCAUGAGCAACAUCAUAUGCUCCAUCUGCUUUGGGAAAAGAUUCGAGUACGAGGAUCCCGAUUUCAAGGACAUUCUCAACAUCUUUGACGAAAACAUGAGAAUAUCUGGAAGCACCUCUAUCGUCAAUUACUUCCCUUUCCUUGAAAACUUGCCGGGAGAUCCGUUUAAGUGCGGUGCUUGUCUUGACAACGUGGACAAAAUCCAGGUGAUUCUGAAAAGAUGGAUAGAGAGGCAUAGGAAAACCUUGGACCCAUCCAAACCACGUGAUAUCAUCGACAGAUACAUCCUAGAGCUGGAAACCAAGCGGAAGACCGGCGAAGCCACAACCAUGGACGAAACUCAACUGCUAAAACUUGUUGGUGACCUAUUCGUCGGGGGAACGGAAACAACCGCCACCACAUUACGAUGGGCCCUUUUAUUUCUUGUCCGACAUCCUGAAAUGCAGCAGAGAAUCUACGAGGAAGUCAUCAGUACGUUAAAAGGCCGCACUCAACUAUCUAUCCUGGAUAAGAAAGGCAUGCCAUUUACAAGUGCUGCUAUACUGGAAAUCCAAAGACUGGGGGACAUUGCUCCGUUCGUUCUUCCUCAUUCGAAUUUCGAGGAAGUAACUUUAGGAAAAUAUACCAUUCCAGCUGGUUGUGUCGUCAUUCCCAAUGUUAACUCGGUUCACCACGAUCCCGAUAUUUGGGAACACCCGUUGGAGUUUCGACCAAGCCGCUUCCUGGACAAUAACGGGAGUGUUGUGAAUCGAAAAGAAUUGAUGCCCUUUUUUAUUGGUCCACGGAUGUGCCCGGGCAAAUCUCUUGCCAAGAUGGAGGUCUUUCUUUUUCUCACGUCAAUCAUACAGCACUUCGAGAUUCUUCCAACGGACUCGGAAAGGCUUCCAGCUUUAGAAGGCCAUGUGGGAAUCACAUACGUCCCCCAUCCUCACAGCUUACGCUUUGUGAAACGCAGACAUUAAUUGUUGUAAUAGAUUGUAGUCAUAUUUCUUUUAUACCAAAGACGUCAUUAUAUUUUAUCGUCAGAGCAUGAGUAUUUGAGAAAGGCUGAAAAUACGAGAAUGAAUUAAUAGAUUACCUAAAGUACGAUUUAUGUUUUGUACAGCGUUUUGCUGCAUGGAUAGACAGGGAAUUAUAAUAACUAUUAUGAUUAU
This is a messenger RNA of Aplysia californica (California sea hare), 2128 nucleotides long. RefSeq names its product cytochrome P450 2U1. The transcript has 7 exons. The record is from RefSeq and is a predicted model, not a curated record. Gene Ontology annotation, biological process: xenobiotic metabolic process. Bases 443 to 1936 code for a protein of 497 amino acids. Lineage: Eukaryota; Metazoa; Mollusca; Gastropoda; Aplysiida; Aplysiidae. Gene Ontology annotation, cellular component: cytoplasm; intracellular membrane-bounded organelle. Gene Ontology annotation, molecular function: oxidoreductase activity, acting on paired donors, with incorporation or reduction of molecular oxygen, reduced flavin or flavoprotein as one donor, and incorporation of one atom of oxygen; iron ion binding; heme binding.